Ectocarpus sp. CCAP 1310/34 is the source of this 1077-nucleotide messenger RNA. The record is from the annotation of a GenBank genome assembly. Lineage: Eukaryota; Phaeophyceae; Ectocarpales; Ectocarpaceae.
GAGUCGAUCAUCCCCCUCUACAUGAAGAAGGGCGCCGACUUCCUGAACGACCUGCGGGGCAUGUUUGCCUUUUUCAUCUACGACAAGCGCGACGACUCCUUCUUCGUCGCCAGAGACCACGUCGGCAUCAUCCCUCUCUACAUCGGCUGGGGCGAUGACGAUAGCGUGUGGAUAUCCUCGGAGAUGAAGGUCGGCACGCCUGGAGACUUCACACAGUGGUACAACCCCGUGUGGCGCACCCUCAAGGAGCACCCGACGCGGCGCGUGGACUUUGCGAGGCUGAGGGAGUCUUUCACCACUGCGGUGGUCCGGAGGAUGAUGACGGACGUGCCUUGGGGAGUGCUGCUGUCAGGUGGACUGGACUCUAGCUUGGUGGCGAGCGUGGCGUGCAGGCAUGUGCGAGAUCACCCUGACUCCGGGCGUUUCAGCGCCUUCCCCAGGAUACACUCCUUCAGCGUGGGUCUCGCCGGCUCGCCCGACAUCAAGGCCGCUACGGAAGUGGCUGACUUCCUCGGCACGGUUCACCACAGCUACAUCUACACGGUGCAAGAAGGGCUGGACGCCAUCCGUGAGGUUGUACGCAUGAUUGAGACGUACGACACGACCACCAUCCGGGCCUCAACGCCGAUGUUCCUCAUGUCGAGAAAGAUCAAGGCCAUGGGGGUCAAGAUGGUGCUGUCGGGGGAAGGAGCCGACGAGCUCCUCGGUGGGUACCUGUACUUCCACAAGGCGCCCAACGGGCAAGAGUUCUUCGAGGAAACACGCGACAAGGUGCUGGCGCUGCACCAGUUCGACUGCGCGAGAGCCAACAAGAGCACCGCCUCGUGGGGCGUGGAGGCACGCGUGCCUUUCCUGGACGUGGACUUCAUCGACGAGGCCAUGAUGACCAACCCGGAGGACAAGAUGGUUGCUCCCGGCAAGAUCGAGAAGUACAUCAUGCGCAAGGCGUUCGACACGCCGGAGGAUAUCUACCUGCCCCAGCACAUCCUCUACCGCCAGAAGGAGCAGUUCAGCGACGGAGUCGGCUACAACUGGAUAGACGAGCUCAGAGCCAAGGCCGCUGAGGAGGUGAAGUGA